Thermothielavioides terrestris NRRL 8126 is the source of this 1590-nucleotide messenger RNA. RefSeq lists its product as uncharacterized. Bases 309 to 1472 code for a protein of 387 amino acids. The record is from RefSeq and is a predicted model, not a curated record. The transcript is spliced from 4 exons. Gene Ontology annotation, molecular function: metallopeptidase activity. Lineage: Eukaryota; Fungi; Ascomycota; Sordariomycetes; Sordariales; Chaetomiaceae.
AGCAGCCCUGCUCAACCCCGUCGCAAUGGGAGUGGAAUCCCCGUAUGGAGAAUGCAACAAUCCUUCAAUAGCUUGAUCCUCGCGUGCAACCCGACGAGAUGAUGUCUCGGAGGUGACGUGCCGACUUCGCUGAUCUCGCGUCUGAUCUCACGUGAGGUGAGAGAGCAGCCGGUCUCCUGUCGAAGACUCGAGAAGCCGGGGACAGAGCAGCGCCGCCACUUAUACUGAUUCGCCGCGCGACGAGCGGAAAGCCCGCGACGGCCAGACCAGCUCUUCUCCAAGUCCGGGCACCAUCUUAUUCUCCAGCCAUGCUGAACCGCGGCUAUCACGGCUGGACGGCCAUCCUCGUCGCGCUGCUGGGCCUCGCGCCCCGGCCGGGUCGCGCUGUGGUGCAGUGGACCAUGAUCGGCUGUGAAGGGGCCAGCGUCCAAGGCCAGAGCAUCGACAGCAUCUGGGACAACGCGGCGCUGAUGGCCGCCAACGCCGACAGCGUCCUCGAGACUCUGACGGGCAACAACGUCAUCAAGGCCCUGACGACGUCGUCAAACCUUGCCAACAACGCCAAGUGGAUGUUCGGCAUCAGCGUCAACUUCGGCGGCGUCCUGCCCUCGUCGUCCAAAAACACUCUCAACAACGUUGUUCGCCCCGUGUACCGCCAAGCAAAGAACUUGCUGCAAUCCAACAAUGGCUACCUCAUCUGCAGUGGGGCACCGGCCCUAAGGGGGCAGGUCGGCACCAACGCCAAUACCUGGUACUACAACAUUCCGGGGACCCAGGACGUCAUAGCCCUAACAUCACAGCCGCCGGGCAUCCGGCCCUGUUCGCCCCCGUCGCAGGGGACGCCGGUCACGCUGGGCCAAACCUUCAACGGGAAGAUCUACCCGUUGAACGCCGAUAUAACAACGCUGCCCACGGGAACUGCCACCGUCAUUCUCUUCUGCACGGAGCUGCUCGACGCCAACAACUUCAAGGGCACCCUCGCCUCGGGCUUCCAGGCCAACGACCCGUCGGCCGACUUCCCCGACCCGGACAAGUACCGCUCGGCGUCGGGCACGCUGCUGCACGAGAUGAUCCACGCCAUCGACACCGGCACCUAUCAGGACCAGGGCAACGACCAGGUGGGAGACAACAUCUUCCCCGACAGCAACGCCGCCUACGGCUUCAACCGCUGCGCGCUGCUGGCGCAGACGCACCAGAGCAACGCCCUCGUCAACCCGGACGGCUACCGCAUCUUCGCCGAGAUGUGCAUGUCCAGCAACACGCGCUGGGGCAUGCCCAAGCCGCCCCAGGCGGCCACGCCGGCCCCGGGCCGGAAGCGCAGCGUCAUCGGCCGCGACGCGCCGCGCCUGUCGCUUGGCGAGAGGCGUGCCGCUGGACCGGGAGGACACGUGCCCGGCCCGCUCGACUCGGCGGAUGCCGGCGCCAUGCGCCUGGACUACCUCGGGCACGACCUUGAAUGGUCUGCUUCAUGAGGGUCCGGAGAUGAGAGCAGCAGGCAAGGAGGAUAUUCCAGGAGUGAGAGCCUUUCGUUGGGCUUUUUUGUCUUUCUCAGGGGCGGGGGAUUAAGCGAGACUGGGGGAGAGCAUUGCU